Molecule: messenger RNA, 1878 nt
Organism: Drosophila kikkawai
Lineage: Eukaryota; Metazoa; Arthropoda; Insecta; Diptera; Drosophilidae
Gene: Zasp66
Product: PDZ_signaling and DUF4749 domain-containing protein Zasp66
Biological process (GO): actin cytoskeleton organization; muscle structure development
Cellular component (GO): adherens junction; Z disc; filamentous actin
Molecular function (GO): actin binding; muscle alpha-actinin binding
Source: RefSeq, a predicted model, not a curated record
AUUUUAAAAUUAGUACUUGAGCAGCUUUGCGAUCGAACAAAACGCUUAACGGACUGCAAUAGCGCGCCGCGAGCGCGAAUAAACAACAAAUUCCAAUUAAUUUCGGCUCCAGUCCGGUCGAUUGGAUGAACCUGUGAGCCAGCUCUCUGGAUCCAACACCAGGAGACCGACGAUCGUAGGCAGGAUGAGCCCCAAGCUGCACGAGUUCGCGGUGGUGCUCCUGCGCGAUGGCCAGGGCACGCCCUGGGGCAUUCGCCUGGUGGGCGGCAACGAUCUGGACACGCCGCUGAUCAUCACCAGGGUGCAAGCGGGCAGCCCAUCUCAUGGUGAGCUCCUUCGCGGCGAUAUCAUCGCCAAGAUCGGCGAGUACGACGCACGCGACCUGAGUCACGCGGAUGCCCAACAGCUGUUCCGCGGCGCUGGCAACGAGAUUCGCCUCACGGUCCACAGGGACAACAAAAUCGCCUACACUCAGGGCGUCAGCCAAGAUGCAGGACCGGGAUCGCGCAGCAACUCCACCCUACCUCCGGCCAGUCCAGAACUCUUGCCCCACCGUGGUCCUUCGCCCUUCUUGCCGGGUCCCAGCCAUUUUGAGCGUGCCCUCCAGCUACCCAUGGACACUCUACCCCAGACUGUGUUCCCCCAGCUGAACUCGUCUGGAGGUUACGAGGUGCCGUCCACUGUGUUUUCGCCGAAGCCAACGCGUGACCAUCAGCAGGAUGUGGAUGAGGAGCAGGCUGCCAUUGUGAAUCAGCCAUACCGGACAACUCCGCUGGUCCUGCCCGGCGCCAAAGUGAAGAAGGAUGCGCCCACGACAGAGUCCUACUUGAGGCACUACCCCAACCCGGCUGUGCGCGCCCAUCCAGGACAUGACUACCAUGACAGUAUCAUGAAGCAGCGCGUGGCCGACACCAUGCUGCACAAGGUUGUCGGUUCGGAGGCCGACACUGGCCGCGUCUUCCACAAGCAGUUCAACUCGCCCAUCGGUCUGUACUCCAACAGCAACAUCGAGGACACCAUCAGAACCACAGUUCCCUUCGCCACGAGCGAUAGCAAUCGCUUGAAGGACAGUCCUUUGCAUCGUCCUUUGCCAACAAAACUUAACGGCUAUAAGAAAACUGUCGUGUACGAUCCCAGGAACAGCGACACCUACAGACUCAUCCAAGAGGAGGGCGGCUACAGCAGCUACGGCAAUGCCGCGCCACAGGAAGUAACCAUACCUGUGCAGACUAAGGUCUAUCAGCCCAAUAGAUUGGUUCCAGGAAAGAAACCAGUAUCAGCGCCAGUAUCCCGGCCGCCGUACAAUGUGGUAAACACCCACGAUGAGAACAUACGCCAGAGCGGCUCCUUCAAUCGUCUCAUGUACAGCGUUAUUGGUGCCACCGAAUACUAGAAAACUGCAACAUCAGACGCAACUGCAACUGCACCAGCAACUGGAGGGAGCAACAUCAUCCCCACAGGCAACAUCGCAUGCAGCAGUUGGCACCGACAGUUGUUUAUCUCCUAACAUAUUUAGCGGAUUUUUAUGAAAUUCUAUUUAACUUACUCAAUAAAUUAUAUAUGAAGAACGACAGGAAAUUGUGAACCACUAACAAGCUUAAUGAUAUACAUUGGUUUGGUAUAUGAAAUCGGAAUCGAAAUAAAUUUAAACACACAGUAACACCGCCUCAGACCAUUUACUGUCUCCGCAUAGAAGAACUACGUAAAUUAAUUUAAUAAAAAGAAACUUUGAUUUAUAGUUAUGUUUAUUUUACGAUGAUUUUGUGUUAACAGCCAGGUCAGUCAGGUGUGUUAACGUCGAGUGAUUCUAGUCAUGGAAUGUAAUAGGCAUAAAUAAUGUUUUAAUUAAUAAAUGCGACUUUCAUUGGUUAAAGAAAA